Molecule: messenger RNA, 5456 nt
Organism: Limanda limanda (common dab)
Lineage: Eukaryota; Metazoa; Chordata; Actinopteri; Pleuronectiformes; Pleuronectidae
Gene: rab11fip1a
Product: RAB11 family interacting protein 1 (class I) a
Exons: 6
Coding region: 374-4012 (1212 amino acids)
Biological process (GO): regulated exocytosis
Cellular component (GO): intracellular membrane-bounded organelle
Molecular function (GO): small GTPase binding
Source: RefSeq, a predicted model, not a curated record
UGGGAACUGACAACAUCAGGGAAGUGAAGUGAGGAACUCAGCCGAGGACAAGCAGCGUCGUUGUGUCUUCGCCUCUUUCUGGAGUCAGUGUCCCCGCAGUGAUGUCAUGGUGCCGUCACACAGGCCGCUAGUGACGUCGAGUGUGUGUUAACUCAACUUAAAAACUUUCCACUCGGCGGAGGGAGACGUGUUACGUCACCAGCCGGAGCUUCCUGAACCGGAGUCAGCUCGGUAACAGGAACCCACAGCGGCAGAGGACGGAGAAGGUGAAGUAAACACAGCCCAGGGAGGAGGUUCCCCAGCGGCCCCACUGUGUCAGAGACCUCUAAGACCACCCGGAUUCCCUUUGGUUCAUCUACACGGGGGUUACACCAUGUCUCUGGUGGACCAGAGCCAGCAGUGGUUCCCCACCAGCGUCCAGGUAACGGUGCACCAGGCUCGAAACCUGCGCGUCAAGGGGAAAAAUGGCACCAACGACUCGUACGCCAUCAUGCAGGUGGCCAAAGACAAGUUCUCCACCUCAGUGGCCGAGAAGAGCGUGGCUCCGGUGUGGAAGGAGGAGGCUUCGUUCGACCUGCCGCUCUUCCACCCGGGCAACGCCGAGCGGUGCACCCUGCACGUCAUCGUGAUGCACCGGGCCCAGGUGGGACUGGACAAGUUCCUGGGUCAAGCUGUGGUCAACCUGCUGGAUCUCCAUGACGACAGGUCCCGGACCAAGACCGAUUGGUUCAAGCUGGUGGACAAGUCUGGCAAAGCAGAUAAGGUGCGAGGGGAAGUGCUGCUAGAUAUGAAGUUCAUGAGAAACAACAUGUCGGCCAGCAUGUUUGACCUUUCCAUGCAAGACAAACCACGCUCACGCAUGUCCAAGCUGAAGGACAAAGUCCGUGGAAAGAAGAAGGACGGCUUCUCUGACUCUGCCUCAGCCAUCGUUCCCUCUGUCAGCCAGGUCCUCACUGACAGUGACGGAGAUGCUGAUGUUCAGUCCCUCAAUCAGUCUCCAGGAGUGAAAAAGAAAUCAAAGCUCAAAUCCCUCUUUGGCCCUAAAUCCAACUUGCAUCGUAACAUUUCACAGUCUAUGUCUACACUGGGGGUUCUUCCUGAGAAGAACUCAUCUCUUAGUGGCAGCCGCUCAUCUGGCCUCAAUGUUGACUCACCUGAAGUGAAGAAGAAAUUCAAAUUCCUGGGACACAAGCGAUCAGGCAGCUCUGACAGCAAAGUGUCUCAGGGUCCUUUCUCCCUACUGGGUCGCUCCAAGCAGAGCAACAGUGACCAGAACAACUUUUGCGUCAACGGCAAUCAUGUGUACACAGAGGAGACGGAGUCAAAGAGUGGAUCAACUCUCAGUCUGAACAGCUCAGGCCAAGGCUCUAUUGGAGAUAUCCACAAACACACCUCUGAUGCCUCUGGCUCUGAAUCAACAGACAGAGCUAUACUGGAGCAACAGCGCCAUCAAGAGGAGGGAGAGAGACGGCAAGCAGAAGAGAAGCACCUAGCCGAAGCAAAGAGGGUGGAGGAAGAGGAGAAAUACAGGGCAGAUGCCAGGAGAUUGCAGGAGGAAGAGGAGCGCAGAUAUCAAGAGGAGCAGGAGAGGAGCAGAAAAUUCCACGAGGAUGAAGCAAGGAGGACGAAACAGAGGGAGGAGGAAGAGAAAAGAAAGCAAGAGGAAGAGCAUGGGAUGCGACAAGCAGCGGAGAAUCAGAGGCUCGAGGAGGAGCGUCGCAAUUCGGAGGAGCAGAAAAAACAGGAGGAGGCUUCCAUGAGUGACAGGCUGUCAACUCUGUUCGGAAUGAUCAGAAAGAAGGAGGAUAAAAAAGAGGAGGUGCAGCAGCAAACUAAAGAGGAGUUGCCUGAAACAUCCCCUCGCAGUAACUCCAGCAGUCUUGAUCAACCGAUCUCCCCCCAGCCCAAUAACCCAUUUGAAGAGAUUCCUCUCAGCAGUAAUGAGAGUCCAGCUGAUCUCCAGAAAUCCAGCCGUAAUCCUCAAACCCCCUCUGCCAUGGUCUUCCUCAACCGCACUGCCAAAGUGUCUGCAGUCAAACCCAGAUUGGUUCAAAUUCUGGAGUCUGAACCCCCUGAAAUCCCCAGUCAGCUGUGUCCUUCCCCAGCCGCCUCUGAGUCCACCCUCUCUAGUGUCCCGUCUGAGCCCCCUGAUAGUUUCUCCAACUUCCACUCAUCCUUGCCUCCACCGAACGUAAGCAAUAGCCUGUCUGGUUCCCCUCGUGGGAGCACAGAGGAUUUGUCAUCUGUGGAAUCUGAGGGAUCUUCACCCACCAUGGCGGACAAGAAGAAAAUAGCCCCCCUGUCACCUACGUAUCAUCCACAUGGGAACCAAACAGGAGGAAAUCCCAUUCCUGUCAGAGAGAUGUCUAUACCACUUCCUGAUUAUGAAUCCCUCUUCCCAAAGAAGAGGCACGGAGUAAAAGGAGAAACUCGGUGGGAUCAUAUUAUCGCUGAGGUCAAUCAGAAACAAAGGGACACUUCACCUGAACUUCUGGGUCCAGAGAUGAGUGUGGAUGGCCCAGUGGAGCAUGAUCAGAGUCCUAGGUCGUUCACAUCGCAAGAGAAUCCUGCCAUGAGGCCUUAUCAAAUACAACCUGAGCAAACCAAACCUAUGUCGUUAAAGAAGGCAGCGGCACCAGCUCCCCCUAAAUCAAUUGGUCAAAGCCAGUACACUGCCCAGCAGUCUGGCAUGAGACCUAACCCGUCUGCAGUGCAGGGACCGAGAAACACUGACUUAGCAAGCAGAGACGGUCUCUCUGGGAUGGCCAGGGAGGGAGCGAGGAAGGCGUUGCAGCCAUCACCCGCAGCUACACUUGCACCCAGACCAAGUAUCCAAAUGGAUACAAGUCCACCAGAAGAUCAGCAGAAAGAAGCACCUACGGCCAAACCCAGACAGAGGGCUAGCGGCAAAGAGCCAACAGAGAAAGAAGUUUCUGCUGCAGACCAGAACAGUAAUGCCCCAACAUUAUUUAGUCAGAGUGUGAGAAGCAUGGACAAAAAGAGUGGGCAGGCAAAGGAAAACUUGGUAGAGUUUGACCCGCUCCCCAGGACUGAGCUUCGAUCCAAAGACACGUGGGCACAGCACAGGCAGAAGCAGAAGCAGGAAGUUGACAACAUUUUGACUGGCAACAUCCAGAAACAACAGAAACCUGAAAUUCAGGGAAUGACAGCCAAUGAUUUUGAUAAAAUUUUUAGUCAGGAUAAGCCAACAGAUCCCUUUGCCAGUUUUAGUCGCAGCAAUUCAAACAACCAGAGUCCAAAAAGAAAAGACUCAGAGCAAGCGGGCUUUCAUGCUUUUCAAAGAAAGAAUUCACAGAGACGGAGUCUUACAUCAAAAACUCCCCCGGAAGAUAAAGGUCUCCAGUCUCAACAAGAGUCAGCAUCUAAAGAAGGAACAACCAAAAUGGCAGCUAAGCAAGACCUCGUCACAAACGAUGUCAGGAAGGAGCCUUUCGCACUUCAGCCUCAAGCUGACGUGAAGACCCAGAGCGGUUUUUACAAAGAAGAGGAUCAGUUUGGAGCUGAACCUUUUGCUGUUCCCUCUGCAUUGACUUCCUCUGAGGCCCUCCAGGCUAUUACGGAGGAACCAGGGGCUCUGUCUGGGGGAAAGACAUUUUUGCAAAAGUGGGUCUCACCGUCUGAGGUUCAGCCUGUCAGUGCUCAGAAUAGCAAUGGAGGUGGGCAAGCCUUAACGGCACGCAGGCCUCACCCUGUGAAGCCCCUGACCUCAGUUGAGAGCCAAUAUGCUACCAGCACCAAAACUGGGAAAGAGAUAAAGGUCCGGGACAGUACAUCGGGAAAGAUUAAGGUGGCAGACCCAUUAGACAGUGGACCUUACACUCAGCUCACCCAGGGGGAGUUGAUCUCACUGGUGGUGAGGCAGCAAACAGACCUGUCCAAGAAAGACGCCAAAAUUGGGGAGCUGGAAGAGUACAUCGACAACCUGGUGGUCCGAGUCAUCGAGGAGAAACCCAGUAUCCUGCAAGCCUUAAACGCAGCCAAGCAGGCGUAAGGCCGUGGCUGCUCAAAUGACAGAGGCCCACUCGGGGACCCAGUUUUGUCUUUCUUGUGCGAGUUUGUACGGUUGUCACUGUGUCAUCGUGUUCUCUCAGUGCAGAUUGUCACUGAGGGAGACGAUCUCCAUGAAGGUCUUAGAGCAUAUGCACUUUCUUUAACUUUCAGAGUCAGAUGUUUUUUCACAAUGCUGGAAAAUGUCUCUGAACUAAUAAUUACUUCAUAACAAGCAAGUGAAAAUCUUUAUACAAGCAGAUGAAUGUAUUUGUUUCGACACUAAGGUACUGGAAUUUGCUUUUAAUUGUUACAUGAAAAUAUUUUCAUUAUCUUGAUUUAUAUUUCAUACUUGAUUAGAACUCGGGUUGAGCGUUAUUUAAUAUACUUAAUGAGAAGAAAGGUUUUCUCUUACUCUGGCCUUUUUCAUUUUUACUCUUCACACUUAGUGUAACUUGAUGCAUGACCAUAUACUCAACCACAUACGACCAUUCCAAAUACAUGCUCCAUCUUGUUAAGGUCAGACUUUAUUAGUAUUGUCUUGUAAAUAUAUUUGCAGUACAUUUAAUCGGCUGUCCUGCAAAUAUUAACUAGGAUUUUUGCCCUCAUGAGCUUUAUAUUUAGAUUAUGUAAAAAAAACAAGUGCACAUUUCUCUUUCUUUUGCCUCCUUCACUUACGUCUUAUUUUACUGUGUUUCUUAGUCCAUUUAGCAGAUGUUCAACAUUCCUCACAUGUUUAACUCACCACAGUUGAAUGUCAGCUGGUCUUCCAGGCCUUAAAGUAUAUUGUGCCUACACUUUUGCUUCAAAGAGGUUUCUAUUUAGAAAACCAUGAAAUCAAUAAAAGCAACAAGCUACCAAAUACUGUACAUCCUUUGAAUAACACAACAGUUUUUUCCUCUCGUUUAUGUGGUUGUAAUCUAGCCGGUGCACUAUGUGGAAAAUAUAAUAUUAUGCAAGAAAUAUUACAGAUUAAGUUUCUUUAAUAAUAAUUUAAGACUUUGAUCGUUUUGAUAUUUGUGUUCUAUUUAUAUAAAAUAAAAAUACAGAAAUGAUUAAAACCUAAUCAUCAGGGGAACAGUCGCAGAGUCCGUAAUAACCAGCAUGGUCUUUGUAUUUGAACUACAAUCAUGAACGAAAACCUGCAUCUUUGCCUUCACAUUAUAAUCCUCUUUGAUGUCUUGGCAGAAAAUAAAGCAAUAUUACAUUUUCAGAAUGUGAAAGCUGUGCCUUCAAAAUCUUUUUCAUUACUUUAAUGUUUGCUGGAUGGAGAGUCUUUGGCUCCAUCUCUUCUUUUACUGUGGCGAGAACACAAACAAUGUGCAGAAUGUACAGUUGAUAUUUCCUGAUGUUUGUCCGACAUGAAAAUAAUCAUUCAAUCAAUGUCAAACUUCUCAAAGGAGUGAUGCUGAUUUUAAAUUUAAAUAAAGACACCAGUUAUUUCACCA